CUCUGGUCUAGUUGUGUGCCGUGUGUUUGUUCGGUACAAUAAUUUAUUAUUAUAAUAAUAUUUUAUUUAUUUAAACGCCAAUAACACGGUACCUACUCGUUGAUCAUUGACACGAAAAACGAUCGCACGUUGUUCCGUCACGUUCGCGACGUUACAUUAUUAUUAGUAUUAAAUUUGCCUGUGUUCAUAAUUAUUGUUAACGUCACGCAUAUCUGUCUGUCUGCAUCACUAGUCUUCGAGAAGAGAAUUUCAAGAACUUAGCUUAUUUUCAUAUACCUGGGUUUACGCAUUGCCGCCACACGUAGGAUUUGUCGCCGUCACCGCAUGACGUUCAUACGAGUAUUGAUAUCGGAAGAUAUAAAUUCACAGUCCAACAACAAUCAUGUGACACGAWUCACGCACACAGUAACCGAAUGAAAAUCUGUCUCGUAGUCUCCUCUAUCGAACCCUGCGAUCGACGACUGUGAUCUAAUAUAUUUUAUUGCGUUGACGACGACGACGACAAAAUCUCUGUCGGUUUUGCGACGGAAGUGUAGCAGCAGCAGCAGCAUCAUCAUCGGCGCAUCUACGUGGUGUACCGUCCACGUUUAAUAUGCUACGCUUAUCAAAUUUCAGUAAACGACAGUGGUUGACGUUGAUCGUUUUCAGUAUCGCCGACUUUUGUAACGCCAUUUGUGUAUCGUUACAGGCUCCGUUUUAUCCGCAAGAGGCUGAAAAAAAAGGAGCCACCGCAACUGAAUAUGGUUUUGUGUUCGGUAUUUUUGAACUGGUCGUGUUUUUAAUCAGUCCCAUUUAUGGAAAACACUUAAAUAAGAUUGGUCCCAAAAAUCUGUUCAAUGGAGGGAUAUUCACGACAGGAGUAUGUGCAAUUUUAUUUGGAUUUUUGGACAGGGUGGAAGGCCAUUAUCCAUUCAUCAUAUUAUCCUUCGUCAUACGUAUCGUCGAAGCGAUGGGAAAUGCGGCAUUUUUGACAGCCAGUUUUGCCAUCAUUGCUAUGGAGUUUCCAGACAACGUGGCUACCACAUUUGCUUCUCUUGAGACGUUUUUUGGACUUGGACUGAUUGUUGGACCAACUGUCGGUGGAGCUUUGUAUCAAGUCGGAGGCUUUGUAACUCCAUUUUUAGUUUUGGGUUCUACGUUAUUCCUUUCGGCUGUCAUGACAGCGUUUGUUUUACCCGACCACCCGAAUCGUAGAAAUGACGUUACUAGUGAUGCUAGUCUGUUGAAAGUAUUAAAAAUUCCUGGUAUAAUGUUAGCGGCUGCUAGUAUUAUCGUGACGUCUAUGAGCAUYGGAUUUUUGUCGGCUACCUUAGAACCACAUCUCAGACAAUUCAAAUUGUCUCCAAUGAUCUUGGGGCUGAUGUUUGUCAUAAACGGUGGAACUUAUGCAUUGACAGCGCCCUGGUGGGGUUGGCUGUGCGACAAAGUGCUGCCUGCUAAGGUCGUCACGUUGCUGGGGUGCAUCAUACUCAUGAUUGGAUUUAGUCUUAUCGGCCCGGUACCAUUCCUCGACAGACCGACAGAAUUUUCUGUCACCGUACUAGGACUGGUGAUGCACGGUAUGGGAAUCGGUGCACAACUUGUUGCAUCGUUCACCGAUGCUUUGCGGACUGCUAUUCAGCACGGGUUUGCCAAUAACCUUGAAACUUACGGUCUGAUAUCGGGACUUUGGACUUCCACUUUUGCACUUGGAGCUUUUAUCGGUCCUUCUAUUGCUGGUGUGCUGUACGAUAUCGUAGGUUUCGGCACAGCUACUUUAUUUGUUAUCGUCUUAUCUGCUGUUGUGCCUGAUGAUAAUGUAUCUGUUACGGGUAAAGUACAAAAACGGUUAGUGUAA
Diuraphis noxia (Russian wheat aphid) is the source of this 1837-nucleotide messenger RNA. RefSeq names its product MFS-type transporter SLC18B1-like. Gene Ontology annotation, molecular function: transmembrane transporter activity. Lineage: Eukaryota; Metazoa; Arthropoda; Insecta; Hemiptera; Aphididae. Gene Ontology annotation, biological process: transmembrane transport. The record is from RefSeq and is a predicted model, not a curated record.